AUGCAAUUCAUUUCGCUUAUUGGAAUGUGGAUUUUACAACUUAUUCAACUAACUACAAUGAAAUCCAUGGCAAAUCUUCAAUGGACUAGUUCUAAACAUCUUGCAUGUGCUAAACCAUUUUUAAAAUUAAUGCUUACAGAGAUACUACCAAUUAAUAUCAAUAAAGAUAUUUUAAACCUAAUAUUAUUCCAAUUCAAAUACAUUUUAUAUGAGAUUCCAUGUGAAUGGAAUAUUCAAUUAAGUGAAGGAAUUGAUGAACAACGAUGUCCUGUAAGUUGGUUAACUUAUGCAGAAUUGUAA
Molecule: messenger RNA, 300 nt
Organism: Schistosoma margrebowiei
Lineage: Eukaryota; Metazoa; Platyhelminthes; Trematoda; Strigeidida; Schistosomatidae
Source: the annotation of a GenBank genome assembly